Molecule: messenger RNA, 1567 nt
Organism: Carassius carassius (crucian carp)
Lineage: Eukaryota; Metazoa; Chordata; Actinopteri; Cypriniformes; Cyprinidae
Gene: plpp2a
Product: phospholipid phosphatase 2a
Exons: 6
Coding region: 216-1076 (286 amino acids)
Biological process (GO): phospholipid dephosphorylation; phospholipid metabolic process; signal transduction
Molecular function (GO): phosphatidate phosphatase activity
Source: RefSeq, a predicted model, not a curated record
UCGCUUCAAACUUCGGAAUCGAGGUUCAGUCUUCACUCUUUACGCGUCUCGUUCACUCGCGUGAAAUUACGCAGCGCAAGUGCGGACGCGUUACAUCAUCAGCGCACCUUGACACAGGUAACACCGGUCACCCGGAAGAACAUUGACUAUCACACGAGUCGCUUGAGUUUCAAUCUGGCCCAGAAGAGCAGAGCACAGCACAGCAGAUCACAAUCAUGUCAGAGCUGAGGAAGAACAAGUUGUUUAUGGUGCUGAUGGAUGUCGUGUGUGUGCUCGUGGUGGCGAUGCCAUUCAUCAUAAUGACCAUCAUAUACCGGCCGUACCAGCGUGGCGUUUACUGCGAUGACGAGUCCAUCCACUACCCCUACAGAUCAGACACCAUCUCUCACAAAAUGAUGGCAGCUGUUACCAUUUCCUGCUCCAUCAUUAUCAUCACUUCUGGAGAGGCCUACCUGGUCUACACCAAACGUCUCUACUCCAAUUCGAACUUUAACCAGUACGCUGCGGCGCUCUAUAAAGUGGUGGGGACCUUUCUGUUUGGCGCGUGUGUGAGCCAGUCUCUGACCGAUAUGGCCAAGUACACCAUCGGACGCUUGAGGCCCAACUUUAUCGCAGUGUGUGCUCCAAAAGUGUGCACGGGCUACAUGCUAGAGCUCAACUGCACGGGAAACGCUCGCAACGUGACUGAAUCCAGGCUGUCGUUCUACUCCGGUCACUCCUCCUUCGGGAUGUACUGCAUGUUGUUUCUGGCGCUGUAUGUCCAGGCACGUAUGGCAUCCAAGUGGGCCCGCCUCCUCCGGCCCACAAUACAGUUCUUCCUGGUGGCCUUUGCCAUUUAUGUGGGAUACACGCGUGUGUCUGACUACAAGCACCACUGGAGCGACGUGGUGGUGGGUCUCCUGCAAGGGGCACUGGUCGCGGUCCUCACGGUGCGAUACAUCUCUGACUUCUUCAAAGAGCGCCCCCCUCUCUGUCCAGAUGUUGAAAAUGCUGAAAACGAAGACAGCGAACGCAAGCCCAGCCUUCAGAUUGCAGACACGGACAGAAACCAUUACUCCAACAGCAGGCCUGUAUGAGCCUGACCUUUGACCUGUGACAGCACUGGAUGCUGCAGCACGUCUCCUACAGACAACCACACACUGUACACUGGCACUGACUCCGCUCUCGUCCACAAUUUCACACCGAGAGAGAGAGAGAGUGUGCGAAUGAAUGCAUGAACUAACACUGAAUAUUAGAUUUUAUACUUCUCUACAGAACGUCUUUAUACCCGUCUUUUGUCCUAUGCACGCUCAUAUACGCCAAGUGCACAGAUCGCCUGACAUCUAAUGAAUUGUGAAGGACUUCACAAAGACAAACUUCUCUGAGGGGAACUGGUCUUUUCCAUGACAACCUCAAAACCACCGGUUGACAUUUACUGACUCGCAGUACUUCUGCUGUUGGAAGCGAAAGAUAGUGAACUAUUCUAAGCCUUUAGAAGACAAGAACUGAUGUUGCCCUGAGUAAGAAAUCCAGGAAGAGAAGUCUGAACAUGGAACAGGUGCCAAAAAAAGGUUUUUCUCACAUUGGC